Messenger RNA from Musa acuminata subsp. malaccensis (wild Malaysian banana), 2157 nucleotides. Its product is annotated as protein phosphatase 2C 70. Gene Ontology annotation, biological process: protein dephosphorylation. Gene Ontology annotation, molecular function: protein binding; protein serine/threonine phosphatase activity; cation binding. The record is from RefSeq and is a predicted model, not a curated record. NCBI's taxonomy places the organism in Eukaryota, Viridiplantae, Streptophyta, Magnoliopsida, Zingiberales, Musaceae.
GAAGAAGAGAGAGGGGUGGAAGUGGGAGGAGGGGAACGAUCGAUCCGAGCUGAGCGGCGAGAAGAGAUGGGGGAUGCCAUAGUUUCAAAGCGCCCUUCUCGCCCCCUCUCUUGUUCUCGGGGGAUGAGUGGUCAAUGGGAAUGCUGACGAUGACCACCGCUACCAACGCCACUAACCCGACCACCGUGUCGUCGAUGAGGUCGGAGAUGGCAGCGAGCCUCGCAGGCGUCUUCAUCCUCAUGUUCCUCUUCCUCCUCCUCCUUUUCAUCUUGGUCUGCCGCCCCUGGCGCUUCUUCCUGUCUCCCUCCACCACGGUAUCCUCCCCCCGUCUCCCUGCGUCUGCCGUCAAGGCUGAUAAUCUUGUGAGACCUCUUCUUUCUGAUAAUGUGGAUGGUAACUCUGGUCAAAGCUAUGAUAUGCCUGAAAUUUUUCUUGAGGCUUCACGAAUUCAAAUUAAUGAAAAUACCACUUGGUCAAAAAAGCAGGGACUUGUUAGUAAAGAGCAGGUCCAAUCAACCGAUUUUUGCGCUUCACAAAGCGAUAGUUUGGUACUGGAUGUUUCUUACGAUGCUUCUCAAGAUAUUGAAGUUGGUCAUACACUUAAGCGUUCGGUGACAUCAAGCUGGCCAAUUGAUGACAAAAAACAUAUCAGAGAGGAUUCUAAUUUUGAUAUUAGAAUCAUUAAUGAGAAGCCUAGAAGUCCAGUUUCUUCUUUCACUGAUAAAAAAAUUCUGCGAAGCAGCUUGACCUUGGAAGUCAUAGCUGGUCCUUCUCAUGGGCUUUGUUGCUCCAGGGAGUCAGCAAGCACUUCUGUGCUUCCCCUAACACUUGGAAGGGUUUCUCCAAGUGAUUUACUGUUAAAGGAUUCAGAGGUUUCAGGGAAACAUGCAAAUAUAAAUUGGAAUGUGAACAGUCUAAAAUGGGAACUGGUGGACAUGGGUAGCUUGAACGGAACAUAUUUGAACUCUUUGGCAAUUCACCACCCAGAUUAUGGAUCUAGAAAUUGGAGUGAGCCUGUUCAGCUUGCAGAUGGAGAUAUUAUCACCCUUGGCACUUCUUCUAAAAUUUCUGUUAAGCUUUCACAAUAUUUUGAACAUCAUAUACCUUGUGGAGUUGGUAUGGUUUGUGAUCCAAUGUCUGCACGUCGAGGAGGAAAAGUGCUUCCAAUGGAAGAUAUAAGUUUCUGCCAGUGUCCCCUUCCUGGUGUUGAACAGUUUGGCAUUUUUGGUAUUUGUGAUGGGCAUGGUGGAGCUGGAGCUGCCAAAGCUGCAAGCCAGAUGCUACCUGACAAUGUGGCUUCUAUUUUAUCUCGUCCUGAAAGGAGAUCAAAUGUUUUAUCCCUUUGUGAUGCUUCAGAUAUUCUGCGAGAUGCUUAUGCUCGGACUGAAGCUGACAUGAGUCAUGAGUACGAGGGUUGUACUGCAACGCUUCUUUUGAUUUGGUUUGACAAUAAUAGAAAACUCUUCGCACAGUGCGCAAACUUGGGUGAUUCAGCUUGUGUUAUGAAUGUUAAUGGAAAGCUUAUCCCUAUGACAGAGGAUCAUAGGGUAACUAGUACAACUGAACGUGCUCGCUUUGCCAAAUUAGGAAAACCAUUAAAAGAAAGUGAAACACGCCUUUGUGGAUUAAACAUUAGCCGAAUGCUUGGUGACAAGUUUCUGAAAGAACAAGAUGACCACUUCAGUUCAGAGCCGUACAUAAGCCAGGUUGUGGCAAUUGAGAAUUCAUGCACAGCAUUUGCAUUGAUAGCAAGUGAUGGACUGUGGGAUGUUAUCAGCAUGAAAAAGACAGUGCAGCUUGUCCUUCAGAUGAAACAGAAAAGCAAUAAUGAUGAUCAAAACUCGGCAGAUAUGAUAGCAAACAAUGUGUUGAGUGAAGCUAGAACCUUAAGAACAAAGGAUAACACAUCUAUUAUCUUCUUAGAUUUUGAUGCUUUGAGAACAGAUUCUUGUAUUACGAAAGCAUGAAACUUGCAAAAUUUCAUGAUUUUUGCAGGUCUUAGUAAAAUCAUGAAAUUUGUCAAGGUUUUUUUUUUUUUUUUUUUUUUUUUUUUCAUUUUAUGGUUUUUAUUAAGUUUAGUUGUAUCAAAGUAGGCUGGCCUUUCUUUUACUCUCGUAAUAUAUAUAACUUUUCUAGGACAAGGCAAAACUUGAUCAA